AUGGAAGCUGGACCGGCUGGACCGCUGACAGAAGGUGCAGUCCAUCCCGGCUGCGUGUAUCUAGUUGGAGCGGGUCCUGGAUCAGCAAAGCUGCUGACGCUACGAGCACUGGAGGUGUUGCAAUCUUGCGACGUGAUUCUGUACGAUCGGUUAGCUCAGGAGGUCAUAGGUUUGGCAAAGCCGACGGCAGAAGUUCGUUAUGUCGGGAAGGAAACCAACGUCCCCACUGCAGAGAUGAAGGUGCACCAGGACAGCAUCUCGUCUCAGCUGGCCGCAUUGGCAAAGCAAGGGAAGUCAGUGUGCCGCCUGAAGGGAGGAGAUCCCAUGAUCUUCGGCCGAGCAGGCGAGGAAAUGGAGGAGCUGGUAGCAGCUGAAGUUCCUUACGAGGUUGUGCCAGCCGUGACUGCUUGCUUAGCAGCAGGUGCUGAUGCCCGCGUUCCGUUGACGUAUCGUAACUGUGCGACUUCACUUCGGGUUCAGACGAUGAAUCCGUCCACCAUCAAAGACGAGAAGUUCGACUGGUCGCAAUUUGCAGCUCCCAGCGCAACCUUCGCCCUCUACAUGGGGCUCAGUGUGGUGGAGAGUGUCACGCAGAAAAUGAUGGCGGCCGGGGUUUCUGCUGAAACACCUAUGGCGCUCGUGGAUAGAGCCUCGCUUCCGGAGAUGCAGGUUGUGGCGGGCACCGUGGCCACUCUUGCCGCCGCAGUGAAAGAUCGGAAAGACUUGCCAGGCCCAGCUUUGAUCCUGAUGGGUGAGGUCGUGGGCAUGCGAGACCGGCUUGCAGGCAGUCUACCACCUCCCAGCUCGUCGCAGCCUGCUCUGGCUCUUAUACGUUCAACACUGCCGGCACUAGGCGACGACGAGCUGAGGCAACUCCAGCAGCAAGCUGGCGACUUGCUGGCCGCGCGAGCGAAGCGCAAGCUUGAGCAGGCCGGCUAUACCGCGUGA
Molecule: messenger RNA, 948 nt
Organism: Symbiodinium sp. CCMP2456
Lineage: Eukaryota; Dinophyceae; Suessiales; Symbiodiniaceae
Source: the annotation of a GenBank genome assembly